Lindgomyces ingoldianus is the source of this 986-nucleotide messenger RNA. Its product is annotated as Ribulose-phosphate 3-epimerase. Gene Ontology annotation, molecular function: D-ribulose-phosphate 3-epimerase activity; metal ion binding. The transcript is spliced from 3 exons. NCBI's taxonomy places the organism in Eukaryota, Fungi, Ascomycota, Dothideomycetes, Pleosporales, Lindgomycetaceae. Gene Ontology annotation, cellular component: cytosol. The record is from RefSeq and is a predicted model, not a curated record. Gene Ontology annotation, biological process: carbohydrate metabolic process; pentose-phosphate shunt; pentose-phosphate shunt, non-oxidative branch. Bases 131 to 889 code for a protein of 252 amino acids.
GUCCGCCAUCGUGAGGUCUCGUCACAUCACCUAAAAGCCUGCCAUUGGGCCUCUCCACUCCCGUAGACGUCAUCUGCGCUUCUCUGCAGUAGUGGUAGUGCCACCCGCGCUCGCAGCAGAGCCGCCCGCCAUGUCGCCGCCCGCAAUCAUCGCGCCUUCCAUUUUGUCCGCCGACUUCGCCGAACUAGGCCGGGCAUGCUCGGACACCAUGGGCCAGGGCGCCGACUGGCUUCACGUAGACAUUAUGGAUGGCCAUUUCGUCCCAAAUAUGACCUUUGGUGCCCCUGUCGUCACCAAGGUUCGCCCGCAUGUCGACCGUCCCACCCGUGCCUAUGGCAGAGGCACCUUCGAUUGCCAUAUGAUGAUCGCAGAGCCCAAGCGUUGGGUUAGAGACUUCAAGAAGGCCGGCUGCGACCUGUAUUGCUUUCAUUAUGAGGCUGCUGUUUCCUCAACCGCCGCCGACACCCCAGAGGGAUAUUCCGCCGCUCAAACAUCACCAAAGGAGCUGAUCAGGUUCAUCCAUGAACUCGGCAUGCAAGCCGGCAUUGCGAUAAAACCUAAGACGUCAGUCGACGUGCUGUGGGAUAUCCUCGAGAAUCCUGUGGCCGAGGAGCGACCUGAUAUGGUUCUCGUAAUGACUGUCGAGCCAGGCUUCGGCGGCCAAUCAUUCAUGGCCUCUGAACUCCCCAAGGUUACGGCUCUCCGCAAAAAGUAUCCCGAACUGCACAUCGAAGUCGAUGGUGGGCUUUCAGAGAAAACCAUUGACCAAGCAGCAGAUGCCGGCGCCAACGUUAUCGUGGCGGGUAGCGCUGUCUUUGGUGCUGCCGACCCUGGAGAGGUGAUUCGGAAACUUAGGGAGGCAGUCGAUUCCAGACGGGGGAAGCUGUGAGGGACUGGGCGGUAAAGGCCCACAGGCUCACUGGAAACUUAAUGAAGCAUGCGAGACAAAAUAGACGACAAUUUACACCUGUAUGCGAAAAUUUGAU